ACCCUUAACAAAACAACCAGGACCUAAAGCCAAGCCAUCUUUACGCUUAUAGUAUUUUCCUUCGUGUAUGGCAAUUAAUUUGUGAUCCUUAUUGGCCAAUAAUAUGCUACAAAAAAUGUUCUCUACAAUUUAUUUACAAAGAGUAGUUCAUGUGCUUUUUUCAAAUGCAAACCAUAAAACGCACCAUACAAGACCAUUGACCGUACCGGACUACAACUACCAUUGUUUAAGGAAACAAAAACAAAUAAACCAACCAACCAACCAACAAAAAAAAUCACAUGCAGUUGAAACAAUUAUCCAAAGAUUUUCCAACCAAAGCUAUGAAGAUAAUUUGCUGCGAGGCUUAAAUGUAAAAGUGACACCAAAGUGCCAACAUCGUCGUAUACUCUUACUAAGGGGACUACUAGUGAGUGUAUGUGAAAUAAGGAGACACUUUAUUAUUAACUCUAGUGGACGGCAACAGGAUAACGGUCAUACCAAGAAUGCUACAGAAAUAUCAUCCAAAUCCAUUGUCACAUUUUCUGGCGCUGCAUAAUUCGCAAGCAACGCACCAUAAUGUUGUCGAUGCUCACACCUUAGCCUCAACCAUUGCAAAUGGUCAUGUACAAUUUCAACAACAUCAUCAGCAUCAACAGCAGCAGCAACAUGCCAACCCAGCCUUGUUAGCGAAUCAUCACCCACAGAAUACACACAAUCACACAGUAAUUGAAUUGGCAGCUCAACAUUUGAACUCUCAUAAUUCACCAGCCCAUAUACAAAGAGACCACCACCACCACCAUCAACCUCAUCAUAAUAAUCAGCUACUUCACCAUCAUAGCCAUCGUAAUUCACAAAACCACCAUCAUCAUCAUCAUGCACAGCAAUUAAUUGAAGCGGCGGCGGCAGCAACGGCAAAUACAACCCUUGAUGCUGGCAAAUCUUUUACAAUAGCCGCCAUUUUAGGUUUACAAAAGAGUGCCAUGGAGAAUACAAGAAAGGAAUACACCAACAAUGUUAUUAACCUAUCAUUAAAUUGUGCCAGCCACCACCAACACCAACACCACCCCGACAACAACAACAGUACACAACAACCACCCACCAACAGCACACCACUCUCCGAUGUUGACGAUGAGCAGCAACCUCAUGAACAACCCCAUCAAGUACAACGCGAUUCUCUUAACUCUAGUAAUAACAAUAAUAACAACAACAAUAGAGAUGUUAGUAACAUGAAUGCGAACAAGUCGAAUAUUUGCAAUAGUUUCAAUUCCACUAACAGCAACAACAGCCACAUUAACAUUAACACCACCGUCAACAAUUCUGUAAAUAGUUUCAAUUGUGAUAAUACUAAUGCAACAGCAGUAACUGCUGCCAGCGUUUUAAUGAAUCGUUAUUUACCGUCGGCCAUGGCAAAUGUGUCUGGCACGAAUGUGGUGGUCUCAACACCUUCAUUAGUCUCGUUUGCCUCCAGUCCCGUCAUGACCCAUCAACAGCAUGCUCGAGCAAAUAGUUUUGUUGCUGCUGCGGCAGCUGCUGCAGCCGCCGCUGCAGCUGCCAAUGGUGCACCCUCGGCGCUGCAAAGUCUACAACAAUUGCAUCAGCAACAUGCCCAUCAGACGAGUUUGAGUUUUCAAAGGGAUAAACUAAAGUCAGAUCACAAUGGCAAAAAGUCCUCACUCAAGAACAAACGUGUACGUACCAUUUUCACACCCGAACAAUUGGAAAGACUUGAAGCCGAAUUUGAACGUCAACAGUAUAUGGUGGGGCCAGAACGUCUCUAUCUGGCGCACACACUGCAACUAACAGAGGCCCAGGUGAAAGUCUGGUUCCAAAAUAGACGCAUCAAAUGGCGAAAACAUCAUUUGGAAAUAACCCAACAACGUUUGGCACUGCUAAGGCAAACACAAAUAACCACCAAUCCAAAUGGAACAACUACUGAAACAGACACCAUUAAUAUCGAUACAAAUGACGAUGAAUGUGACGAUAUAAAGCGAGAAGAAUUAAGGGAAUUAAGCGAAAGUCGACAAGAUACCGAAUCAGAGCUUUCAAUUUGCAAUGAUUCAAUGGAUGCUGAAAGUAUUUUAGAGGGAGAUGAUGAAACAUAAGAAUAAGUUUUGUUGUUUUCUAUUAAACUUAAGUUGUAAAUAGCAUGGUUUAAAUUAAGUUAAUUUAAUUAAUAAAAUGUAAAUAUAUUGUGAAGAAAAUAUGAAAUAAAAUUAAAAAAGCGUUAAAAUAA
Molecule: messenger RNA, 2212 nt
Organism: Calliphora vicina (urban bluebottle blowfly)
Lineage: Eukaryota; Metazoa; Arthropoda; Insecta; Diptera; Calliphoridae
Product: GATA zinc finger domain-containing protein 14
Exons: 3
Coding region: 483-2081 (532 amino acids)
Biological process (GO): brain development; regulation of transcription by RNA polymerase II; central nervous system development
Cellular component (GO): nucleus
Molecular function (GO): DNA-binding transcription factor activity, RNA polymerase II-specific; RNA polymerase II cis-regulatory region sequence-specific DNA binding
Source: RefSeq, a predicted model, not a curated record